GCCAUCAUCACACCGAGAUAGAGAAGUAUGAGCCGACGGUGUUGUUGACAUUGGCCAGAAGCGCUACAAGUUUUAAAUAGUGAUAUGGCAGUAUUGUCAACGUAUUUUAAUACAUGUUUUUUUUAGUCGGACACUUAGCUAUCAGAUGCACUUUAUUUGAUUUGUGGCGCUAGUUGCUGUCAAUAUGACUCGAGAUAUCGUUCUUGGAGAUGAACUGCCUGACUGGGUUGGAGCAAAAGAGUUUUAUCAGAAAUAUGAUCCCAAAGAAGUGAUUGGAAGAGGUGUGAGCAGUGUGGUGCGCAGAUGUGUACACAAAAACACAGGACAAGAAUUUGCAGUUAAAAUCAUUGAGAUCACUGCAGAGAAGAUGACACAACAACAGUUAGAGGAAGUGAAGAGCUCCACACUGAAAGAAAUCCAGGUGCUCAACCUAGUAAAGGGUCACCCGUCCAUCAUUACGCUUAUUGAUUCCUAUGAGUCAACAACCUUCAUAUUUUUGGUCUUUGACCUCAUGAGAAGAGGAGAACUAUUUGACUACUUGACUGAAAAAGUCACUCUCAGUGAGAAAGAGACAAGGAGUAUAAUGCGUGCUCUUUUGGAGGCUGUUGAGUAUCUACAUUCUCAAAACAUUGUACAUCGGGACCUCAAACCUGAAAACGUUCUUCUAGAUGACCAGGGACACAUCAAAUUAUCUGAUUUUGGUUUUUCUGUACAGCUGGGGCGUAAAGAAAAACUUAGAGAGUUAUGUGGAACUCCAGGAUAUCUGGCACCAGAAAUUCUAAAAUGUUCCAUGGAUGAGACUCAUGAGGGAUAUGGGAAAGAGGUUGACCUUUGGGCCUGUGGUGUGAUCCUAUUCACCCUUCUGGCUGGAUCUCCGCCGUUCUGGCAUCGUAAACAGCUGCUGAUGCUGAGAAUGAUCAUGGAUGGCCGGUAUCAGUUUAGCUCUCCUGAGUGGGAUGACAGGUCUGACACGGUGAAAGACUUGAUCUCAAGACUUUUAGUGCUGGACCCCAUACUUCGUCUCACGGCCGAGCAAGCUUUAGCUCAUCCUUUCUUCCGUCAGUACCAAAAGGAAGAUGUGCGGCUGUUCAGCCCCAGGAAGACAUUUAGAGUCUUGAUCUUGAGCGUGUUAGCCUGUAUACGAAUGCAAUGCCUCUAUUACCGAGCCCGUCCAUUAACAAAGGAACUUCUGGCAAGAGACCCUUAUUCCCUCCGCGGUGUGCGUAAGCUUAUCGACGGCUGUGCUUUCCGCAUAUACGGGCACUGGGUCAAGAAAGGGGAGCAACAGAACCGAGCUGCCUUGUUCCAGAACUCAGCUAAAAUCAUUCUGGUGGACCUUGAAGACUUUGAAAGCUAAAGGUCAUUUUUCUGCUUCUAAAGAUAUUCCUGAUUUAUCCAUGAUCAGUUUAGUUGGAAUUAUUAUUAUUAUUUUUGUGGUUACAUAACAUAGGCCGUCCAAAAAGGCGCACAAAACUAAUUUAUAUAUUUACAGAUUGUUUAUAGUCUUUUUGUCUUUUAAAAAUAAUUGUUUAAUUAUUUACCCACCUUCAUGUUGUUUCAACCUUUAUGACUUUCUUUCAAAGAAACCAAAAAGGACAAAACAAACAUCGUAAAGGUGUUUCUUAUGCAAUUUAUUUACUCAUUUCUGCUAAAAAUAACUCACUUUGUUUAAAAGAAAGUCAUAUUUUUUUAUAAUUUAAAGGUGGGAUUUUGUGUGAAAUAUUUCUUUAAUAGGUUAUGUUUUUGAUUUGUCAGCAGCAUGUCAUGUGACCUCACUUUAACCACUCAUUGGUUUUUGGUUUGUUUUUAAAUUCUCUUGUUUUAUCAUAUUAGUAAUAUUAUCCGAUAUUGCAGAUAUCGGUCUCACAUUCAAGAUUACCUGUAUGAUUGAACAGAGCUUGUUUCGUGUUGAAGCUCUUUAGUUCAAUUAAUAUGCAUUCUUUGACUGAUUUUAAUGGUACUUCAUAUCAUUCAGAUUUUUCAAAUGUAAUUCCAUAGAUGGACAGGGAACAUGUUACAACGUGGAAGGACAAUACAGAGAAUAGCCUACUUGAAAUAAAGCAAUACAGCUGUAUAAACCUAGGAAACGUUAUUAUAUCAUGCUUACAAAACUGUAUGUAAAGGUUAUAAUUUUUUUAUUGUGAAAUGAUUCCUCUACAUAUGUUUUACUACUUUCUUUUAAUUACAAUUUUCUAAACGUUAUCUAUUCAUUAAAAAGUACUGUACUGAUUCUACAACAGGAAUACAUAUAAUAAUUUCUUUGUUAUGUGUGUUUUUAACUUUUGUGAAACUUUUAGGAUCUUUGCAUAUGUAACAAAAUACACUGUUACAGAGAAUAAAAUAUAUAUUUAUAACA
This is a messenger RNA of Misgurnus anguillicaudatus (oriental weatherfish), 2356 nucleotides long. The record is from RefSeq and is a predicted model, not a curated record. Lineage: Eukaryota; Metazoa; Chordata; Actinopteri; Cypriniformes; Cobitidae.